Alosa alosa (allis shad) is the source of this 6503-nucleotide messenger RNA. RefSeq names its product MCL1 apoptosis regulator, BCL2 family member a (gene mcl1a). The transcript has 3 exons. Gene Ontology annotation, molecular function: channel activity; protein heterodimerization activity; protein homodimerization activity. Gene Ontology annotation, biological process: mitochondrial fusion; release of cytochrome c from mitochondria; extrinsic apoptotic signaling pathway in absence of ligand. The record is from RefSeq and is a predicted model, not a curated record. Bases 139 to 960 code for a protein of 273 amino acids. NCBI's taxonomy places the organism in Eukaryota, Metazoa, Chordata, Actinopteri, Clupeiformes, Clupeidae. Gene Ontology annotation, cellular component: mitochondrial outer membrane.
GUAAGUCUGGUAUGUACUUCCGCUUCACUCUACUGUCGAGUGUUGUCGAGAACGUCACUUCAUUCUACAAGAUAUUUUCGAGUUCUUACUCUUUACAUAAUCUUACCUAAUAUUUACUUAAACUCAUCGACAGUAGCCAUGAGUCGUUCAACAAUGAAGCCCAACAGCGUUGGUGUCGUCGGUUUGCUUUGUCCUCUCACGGUUCAAAAUGGAGUCGUGAACAACAAGGUCCGUAUGGAAGACAUCGGAGCGCCCUCUGCAACCGAAAAUAAACUGGAUGAUUGUACUAAUGAAGUGGAUAAAGUUGGUUCACCCAGAGUUUCACUACCUGUGAGAAAAGGCUUAGGGUUUGAUAGUGGUUUUCACAGUUCGGAUGACGAUGGAUCUUUACCCACAUCUCCAGAUUCUCAGCCAUGUCAUGUAUUCCCUACGGAGGACACGGAACUCCAUCGAGAAACAAGAGAAUUAAUCUUGGAGUUUUACCGGAAUUAUACAGGGCUCUCGGGACCAGAACGGUGUCGACAUAAAGCCAUGGGAACUAUGAGAAAAGUCGUCCAUCAAGUCUUACUAAAGCAUGAGAUCGCAUUCAAAGGUAUGAUGAAGAGGGUAGAUCUGGACCACAUUGAUGAUGGUGUGUCAUUUGUGAGAAGCGUGGCUGAGAACACAUUCAAAGAUGGCGUCACAAACUGGGGUCGCAUCGCCACCUUGGUGGCCUUCGGGGCCACGCUCAGUGAACACAUGAAAGGGGCCGGACGACCAGAAUGCGUGGAGACUGUAGCUAACGAGAUUUCCUCAUACCUGGCCACCCAGAAGUAUGACUGGCUCUUCAAUAACAAUGGAUGGCAUGGGUUCGUGAAUUUUUUCCAUGUGGAUGACCCGGAGGUUGCGGUGAGAAACACACUCAUGGUGUUUGCAGGUCUCGCCGGCCUCGGAGCUGGACUGGCCUUCCUGAUAAGGUGAAAGGGACUUUUUCCAUCCUCCUCACCUCUCCAUCCUGGCCAAUCACAGCACAGAGUUGAGGCCGGUGUAGAAAUGCUGGGAUCACAAGGCAAGCAAAUGAAUGAAUGAAGAUCGUAUAUACACUUUAACCAUCAAAGAUGUGGCAGUGGGUUUGAUGUCUGCCUGUCUUCUGGCCUCUGUGAAGUCAGGGGCAGGUUUGUUUGCACUCUAUGAGGUGUCUGAACCCCCCCCCCAUGUGUCGGCACACCCAGUUACAGCGCUCUCUCUGUGCCUCAGGUCGUAGUUACCCGGAAGAUGGCUUCUGCGGUAGUCGAGCUGGCCCCAGUGGAAUCAAACUCUUUUGUGGCGUUUGACUUUUUGCUGUUUUUGUCAGUAGUGAAAUUAUUUUUAUAUGUAAUGUAAAGUUCCAGAAUCUAUUCAAAGUUUAGUGUGUUAUCUCAUCCCUCCAAACCCCACCAAAUCUCUACAGUUGCAGCCAUCUCUAAUGGAUAGCCUGGUGUUAGUUUCGUGCGAGGCACAGACUUCUGUGUUUGUUCCUGGCUGAGUCACAAAAGGCUGUUCUGUAUAAUCUUUCAGCAGCACACAUGCUCAAGUCUAUAUAAGUACUGAGGUGAGAAACACAAGUCUGAUUCAUUUAAGGUUGCUGUACACUGUUUAUUUUAUUUAUGAUUCUGAUUAUGCGCCUUAAAUCAGAUGGUAGAUUGUAAAAAAAAAUACAAAGAAACUCACAAAGAUCAAUAAAUGAAUAUAUAUAUAUAUCUAUAUAUAUAUAUAGAUAUAAAUAUUUAUAUUUUCAGUAAAAUAAAAAAAACUUUAUUUUGUGGAAGAAUUGUUGUCUGGUGUUUUCGUCAUUCACUUUGCUGUGGUUAAGGAACUUGGUUUAGAAGCGGUUUAGACCAGCAGGAUGAAAAUGGUACGCCUCCCUGUCCAGUCCUGCUUGGUGACUCAGAUUCCAGAAAUGUUCCAUGUGUGUGAAAGGGCACUCCUCGUGAGUGCCACGUUUACAUUGUGGUUAUUGGUCAAUGGUCUUGUCUCAGAUUCACACAGGUAUGAAAUUACGGAAACUGAAAUGUUAUCUCUGGUUAUUUCAGAACAAUACAAAAUGUCAUUGUGUAAAACUAGGAGGUUUUUUUUUUUUUCUAGAAAAGUCUGUCAUCACAAAAUUAUCCUGGUAAAUGUGGAAUUCUUCAUUAAUGUAAAGGCUAUUGCGCAGAAGUUGUGGCAAAAUGUUUGUGGUAACCUCUGUAUGCUCGUGUGAGUAUGUGGAGUUUGUGGAAUGCAUGAGCGACGCCUGGGAGUUUCAUUACAGAUAAAACUUUAACAUGGCUGCUGGCGGGGGAAGUGCCAAAUCCAUGGCCGACACCCCCAACCGAUGAGGAAAGGCCAAUCAUCACAUCAUCUCAGACGAGUCUUCUGCUUCUGUAAACACACAUGAGAAGGUCUGGAGAAAGGUUUGGUGAUGCCUAAUUCCUUGAAGUACACAUCAUAGUCAUGAAGGUCUUCCUGUUCACUUUUUCCACUGGAGGUGGUGCUAGCCUAGACAAGGCCUUAUGACUAUACCUGUAGCUUCUCUAGCAAGCUCUGUGUUUACUGUUUAAGGUGUUGCCACAGCAACACAUUUUAGGGGGGGGGCACAGAUGGUGGCGGCGGCUGCUCCUCGAAAACCUCAAACGGUUACUAAGGCAAACGUUAAAGCUUCACGCAGCAGACAAUGCUCUCUGGCUCUGCAGCCCACUUCCUGUAACUAUGAUGCACCCGUUCCUGCGCUCUUUUUGUCUCUGACCCACAAACCGCUGUUUGCAAAACUGUUGAGGUUGAUGUUUUCGCAAUUCUCAGAAGCCUGUAGAGUGUGAACCGAAACAGACACCCAAGACCUUUCAGUAGUUAUGUAACCUACUUCUGUUUUUUUUUUUUUGUUUUGUUUUUUUCUCAUACAUCACCAUGGCUGGUUUUUUCCUCUCUUACCCCAUUAUCUACGUCAACAUGAAGUGUUACAUUUCUUGAUUGUUUUGGUGGACGUUCACCCACUGUAGUACUCUGAAAUGCCCACCACAAUCACUUGAACCAUGUUUGUAGGCCAUGUAUAACUUAGACCACUUAUAAUAGUGGUAUAUAUAAUACUUAUAAUGGCUUAUAACAAGACCAAAAUUAAUAUUAGCAUAUGUAUUUUACAUAUUUACAAAUUAAGUGCCUUGCAUGUUGAUCAUUUGCGUUUAGUGAUGUAGAUCUAACAACAAAAGUUUGUUCUUCACAUAACAGUUCCACAAAUCUGUUUUCCUCCUCUGCAUUGUGAAAUAUCUUUACUGAGCUUAGUAGGGGGUCUGCUUUUAUUAUACAAUGUUAAAUGCUGUCGAUUAGAUUGGUUGAUGUGGCAUUGCUGGUACUUGUGUGCAUGGUUAAAUAUAGCAUCCUGAAAUGUACAUGUAAAUAUCAUGGUAUAGAUUUGUUACUGUUAUUGGAUGCUGUUACUGAAAUGUAUAACCUCUAGACGUUCAGAAAAAGACAUGUAAAACCAUCUGAUCUGCUUCCAUUUUGUGUUGCUGGCACUGGUAAUUGUGGCGUUGUAAAAUAAUUCUGCUUUUUAAUGAACUUAUGAGUCAAAUUCCCUGUUUUACUGUGUAGGAAGUGUCAUUUAAAAUGACUCACUGGUUAAAUAAUGUUUAACAAAUUAUUUUUAAGUCAUAGUUGACUUUACAAGCCAGACUGAGACAUGCUACCAAUUUGAGUUGAUCUUAUCUGGCUAUAGAGUAAACAUUGAUGUGAUGGUCUCACCAGAUGGAACAGUGGGUUUCUCGCAACAGCAGCAAACGCAAAUACAUAAUCUUUAGUAUUACCUGUGACGCAACGUUUUUACAGAAGUUGGGUCUUAUUGGCAUUGUUUGUUUUCGGGAGUUUACAAUUAGCAAGAAAACUGUUGACCAAUUCUUCUGGUCUUCCCAGUACUAGAUCAGGAUUAGCCAUUUCCCCUAAGGCAAGAUGACAUUCAACCACAAACAUUCAACACAAUGAAUAUACCUGCUACAGUUGUGGACUCACAUUUAGUAUGAAAAGUAGUUGCACUUUAUGCUGUCAUACAGCUGUUUGCCUGGCAACAUCCACAUUGCUCUGGGAAAAACAUGAAGGGUGGUGCCCCCUUACUGGGGAACCAAAACAAAUGAGUCAAACGCUUGGGUUUCCCACAGUCAAAUGGCAGUCACACUUCAUCACUCCAUCGUCCCACAGUCUAACUCUUGACGCUACAGCCUACAUUCGCAGGUCUCCACAAUUUCCUGUUUCAGAAACACCACUCUGGCUAAGACAAUGGUGUAUUUUAGUUUUCUGACUCCUUACAUAACCUCAUCAGCCAACCCAAUGGGGAAGUGCAGACAGGUUAGCAGUAUGGCACUGGGGAUUUUUUUUUUUGGGGUGGAGGAGGGUUUAUUUUCAAAUGUGUGUAGAUGAGGUACCCCCUCCCUUCUCUGAAAGGGUGUUUUUGCACAUCACUAACCAUUUGGAAACACAAAUAUUCUCUCAGUUUUAGGUUUAAAGUGUUGUGCCCCCAUUUCACACUCGGUAACCUAUAAUUUGUUAACUAUUCCAGAUGGACUAUUACUGUUGUGAUUGUCUUGGAACUAAAGAAAAUAGACUGGCUGACUCAAUGCUUUUGCCCUGUGAAUCUAUAGCCUAAGCAGAACUACUCCAGGAAGAUUUGUGUUCAAAGGUCAUUUCAAAGGGUUUCAAAUGAUCAUUUCAGUUUUUUUUUUUUUUUUUUUUUUUUUUUUUUUUUUAAUACUUUUUUUGUAAACAUAAGGAACAUCAGACACUAACUAACUUUCAUUUAGAACGGUAAAUGUUACUGAUCUCUAGAGUCGUUCUUUAGAGAUCAGUGAGUAAAUGUACGGAGUAUUUCCUGGUACAUUAUGAUUGGUCUAUGCUCUUUCUGCCUGCGCCCUAGCAACAGCAUGCCCCAGAGGCUUUAAAAAGCAACAGAAAGCCAGUUUCUCAGAAGUCAGCUGACCAAAUUCUCUGAUAGUCACAUGACCAAAGUUAAAGAGAAGUUGAAAGAUUGUGAUGUUUACAAGAAAACUUUACCGAUAUGACUAUUUGUCAUGACUACCAAUGUUUUCUCAAAUACUCAGUAAUUUCAUUAGAAAUGUAGCCUUGGUAAAACUUCCCUUAUUAUACUGCAUACUAAAUUAUACCAAUUAUACUAAAUAUAAUUUAUAACCACAUGUAUACCUUUCAGUAUAUUUUAUGAAUACAUAUGUAAAUGACAUACAAAUCUACAAAUGCAGCUGGUGUUAUUUCUGGCCUAUCUUUACAGAGUCCCUCAUUGUGUUGUGCUGUGGAAAAAGUAAGCCUAUAAGGAGGAAGAGGAAGCAAUGUGCUGAGCGCUUGUAUUUGAUCAAGGUAAUAUCAGCCAUGUCUAUGCUUUGGCACGUCUAUAAUUUCUGUUCUUUUUCGCAUCAGUCGUUCUGUCUCAGGACACAGAGAAACUACAAUGGCCUACUAUAAGAAUGGGUGCCCUUUUAUAUUAUAACAAAGUUAUAGCCAUACUAAAACCUAGUUCCAGAUGACUCCAGCUUAUGCACCUUUUCGGCAAAAGUAUAGUUAAUGUUCCACAUAGACUUCAAUUAAUGUAUUGGCUUGUUCUAAUUUAUUCAUACACACACACACUGACUUCUCUGCAGACUGUCAAACAGUUUCAUAUUGUGACAGCCAGUGAACUUCGAAGCAUGGCACCCUUUCCUGUUUGAACUUGAAGAAUGUAAUUUGUAGUCAACUCUACACAGAUGUCAAUUAGGCAAUUUAUUAUUGCAUACAUUUAUUCUUAUGUCGGGUCAACUACUUUUGCUGUUUUCAUACAGUGCAUAUGUAUGGUAUUGCGAUUUCAAAAUGUUUCAGUUUUGGUUUAAAUCUAAAAAGGACCUGUGCCUGGAAUGCACCACAAGAUGUGUUUACAGGAACUACUUUUUGGUAUCAUCAAAUUAAUUUUUGACGCUAUACGGAAAUCUGAAGGAAGGAUCAUUCCUAAUAGCUGUCCAGGUUAUAUGCACUGUGUAAGUCAGCCUGUUGUCCAGGACUUGCCUUUGUGGCUGGUUUUAGACCAAAACUCUUUUCUGUUGGUUUAAAGUAACACGUUUAAAAAGGUAGUCACCCACGUAGUGCAAGCAUUGCUGGUUGCAGUGCAAAUUGCUGUGCCCAACUUGCUUUUCUUUGGUGUGUGUGUGUGUGUGUGCCUUUGUGCAUGCAUGGACACUUAAGGAUGGUGUGGGUCCUGGAAUACUCUCCCCAGCUAGCAAGACUCCUUAAGGUAAGCCCUUGCUUUCUGAAACAGUUUUCUUUUCAGUUUUAAUAUACUGUAGUGUACACGUUUGUUUCAUUCCUCAGAGUGCCUGUCCAUUAGUCAGCUCCACAGUGCCACCUCUUGGAUGCUUUUGAGAUAACAUGUUAUAAUAAACCUUUUUUUUUCUUCUUUGACUGAACCAGUGUUUGAGUUUAUUUGAGGUCAGCCCUCAUCAACCCUUUCUGUAUGUAUUUUCCCAAUAAAUAAGUGGCUGUGA